AUGAACUUGGACCAGAUUGCGUGUGCUGAUAAGUCCCUAUCGUCAUCCACGUCCUCAACGAGUUCAACAGGACCUGGAAACACUACCGGUAGCGAAAUAACCGUCACUACACCGAUGCCGCUAGAUCACCGAAAAUGUGGAAACGUCGGUGACACGGAAUAUUGUUACUAUGAGAACACUACAGAGGUUUGUGAUAUCUGCAAAGGCGUCAUUUGCCCUUCUGGGAAGAAAUGUGUGAAGAAAGAGAUGAUGUGCGCUUCGGACUGUGUCUGCCCUAACGACGUCGAUAUCGAGGAUGAGAAUGGCUUUUGUCGAAACCCAUGCGAGCUACAGCCCUGCAUGAAUGGAGGCACCUGUACAGCAGACAUCAACGUUGCCUCCCGAUACCGAUGUGCCUGCAGUAAUGAGUUUGAAGGGGAGAGAUGCGAAAAGUUUCACAACUUCUGUCUCGAUCCCACGCCACCUUUCUGCCCAGCUGGUGAGUACGACUGCGUUAUGCACGGCUACAGGAACUAUAGCUGUGAAUGCGCUGAUGGAUUCUACCUCAACGUUACUGGGAAACAUUGUGUCAAAGUUGGUGAGCAAGUCAACAUCACUCUCAUCUUCAAACAAACGCCUUACUCGGAAAUCUUCAAUAAUCUCACUCAUCCUGAAGCGAUCUCAGCCAGGAAGCUGAUUCAAGCAGCAUUUGAUAAAGUGUACGGUGCCAAUUUGAUCAAGCUUGUCUUCAACAACUUCACUCAAGGAUCGCUGGUCGCACAUUUGCAGUUGAUGCUAAAACUAAAUGACACCGGCAGCUUUCGUAGCAAUGAGAAGAUUUUCAAACAGUUUCUGCUCGAUUGCGAUACGUUGAGUACGCCAUGUUUUGGAACGCUCGGAAAUGCCUACCUCCCUUAUGAUGGAUGGAUUGCCAAGGAUGAACGUUGCGGAAACAUUGUCUGCCCGGAGAACACUGAAUGCCGUCCCAUAGAUGGAAUACCCAUGAGAACGGAGUGCGUCUGUAAGAAGGGCUUCCUUGCGAUUGGCUCAACAGCCGACGAUCAGGGACGAGUAAUACACAAAUGUCAAGGUAAUAUAGUCGAAGAUAGAGACAUCGACGAAUGCGAAGCAUCACCAUGUCAAACUGCAGCAGAAUGUCUGAAUACGCCUGGUUCAUUCGUAUGCACUCGGGAUCCUGACAAUGCCGAGUGCCCCAACGGAACUACUGUAGUCGUCACAGGACCAUUCUCUUAUCGUUGCGAUUGUAGUUGGAUCUACGCGGGUUCGAAUUGCCGAUUCCCGCUGACUUUGAUACUACUGAUUCUGGCAUGUCUAUUCCUUCUAACGACAAUUAUCGCUAUUCUUUUCGCCGUCUGCCAAAAACGACGGAAUCGAACGGGAACGUAUCAACUCUAUGGCGCUCCCGCCGCUGAUGGCAUGUAA
This is a messenger RNA of Haemonchus placei, 1422 nucleotides long. The record is from the annotation of a GenBank genome assembly. Lineage: Eukaryota; Metazoa; Nematoda; Chromadorea; Rhabditida; Trichostrongylidae.